AUGCCUAACUCUGAGAGGUUCUUAGCAGAAGCAGAGCCCCGCGGAACCUGGCGGCAGAACCAGGCUGAAGCAAAGAUGUGGUGGUUUCAGCAGGGCCUCUGUGCUCUUCCUGCUGCUCUGGUUGUGUGGACAUCCGCUGCGUUUGUCUUCGCAUACAUCACUUCAGUGGUGCUGAGACAUGUGGACCCCCUAGUGCCCUACAUCAGUGACACUGGGACGAUGGCUCCAGAGCGAUGUGUGUUUGGGAUCAUGCUCGACGUCUCGGCCUGUUUAGGCAUGUUCACAGUCUAUGUGCGAUACAAGCAGGUAGAGGCCCUCUCCACAGACCUGCUCCGGCUCAAUCGUGUGGGUCUCCUUUUCGGACUGGUGUCUUCCUUUGGGAUGGCCGUUGUGGCCAACUUCCAGAAGACCGCAGUGUUCCCAGUCCACCUGUUGGGAGCGGUGCUCUCGCUAGGGGUGGGCUCUCUCUAUGUCUUGGUCCAGACUCUGAUCUCCUUCUAUAUGCAGCCAACUGUCCACAGCAAGACCAUGUUCCAGACCAGAGUCCUGCUGACCACCUGGACCUACAGCUCCAUCAUCUGCAUGUUUGUGUCCUCGGUCGUCAUGUACAGCAGUCUCCCUGGAGUGGAUGUGGCUCACAAACUACACUGGAUUCCAGGAGAAAAGGGUUAUGUGGCUCACCUGGUCAGCUCUGUGUCUGAGUGGUCUCUGGCGUUCUCCUUCAUCAGCUUCUUCCUCACCUUCAUAAGAGACUUCCAGAAGAUUGAGCUCCGAGCUGAACCAGUGUUACACACGUCACAUUUGUACAACGGUCCUGUAGGGGGCGCUGUGGUUCUGUCAGAAGAAGAGGCUCCGCUGCUGAGGACGUGA
Messenger RNA from Knipowitschia caucasica, 870 nucleotides. The record is from the annotation of a GenBank genome assembly. NCBI's taxonomy places the organism in Eukaryota, Metazoa, Chordata, Actinopteri, Gobiiformes, Gobiidae.